UCGUGAACGGAUCGGCGGCCGGCAACAUGGCGCCGCUGCUGCUGCUGGUGGUGGGUGGCGCGCUGGCCGCGGUGACGCGCGCCGCACCGGAGGACUGCGGUCUGCCCAAGGCGCGCGGCUCCUGCAACCAGUUCGCCGUGCGCUACUACUACGAUACAGAGUACGGCGGCUGCCUGCGCUUCUGGUACGGCGGCUGUGAUGGCAACGGUAACCGAUUCGCCACGGAGUCCGAGUGCGAGCGCUCGUGCGUGGAGCCGUCCGGUGACGCGCUGUGUCGUCUGCCGGCAGUGCGCGGCGCCUGUAAGCGGGCGCACACGCGCUGGUACAGCGACCCGGCCUCGGGCGGCUGCCGUCAGUUCACCUACAGCGGCUGCCUCGGCAACGCCAACCGGUUCGAGUCGGAGGCCGAGUGCCAGCAGCGCUGCGGCCGCGUCUCGCCCGACUCCGGUACCGGCGGCAGCGGCGGCGGCACUGGCGGCGUGGUGCCCCAGCCCGGCCCCGCCGACUGCCUCCUCCCCGACCGGGUGGCCGGCGGAUGCAGCGAGUACGUGAUCCGCUACUCGUACGUGGCCGCGCGCCAGCAGUGCGCCCCAUUCUACUACGGCGGCUGCGGCGGCAACGGUAACCGCUUCAACUCGGCCGAGACGUGCCGAGCCGCCUGCGUCAAGCCGCCGCCGACCCGGCCGCCCUACUACGCCCCGCCCAGGGAGCGGGAGGGACAGCCGGGCGGCUCUCAGACUGACUACGGCAGGGCGGAACGGCCUGACUACGAGCGACGUGACUACGGCAGGGAGGAGCGACCCGACUACAGGGGACCUGACUACGGCAGGGAGGAGCGACCCGACUACAGGCGACCUGACUAUGGUAGGGAGGAGCAGCCAGAGCCGACCGAAGCGCCGGCGCCCAUCACCGAGCCGCCGCAGCCGGCGGGCGACCCGUGCUCCCUCUCUGCCGACCCGGGCCGCUGCCGGGCGUACAUGCCCAGCUACUACUUCAACUCAGCGCGCGGCGGCUGCGAGCGGUUCAUCUACGGCGGAUGCGGCGGUAAUGACAACCGGUUCACAUCGCUGGCCGAGUGUGAACAGCGCUGCGGCGGGGCGGGGAGACCUUCACAGGGAGUCGAAGGAAGAAGCUCUCAUGGAGACGAGGACAGCGAGCACGACAUGCCUCACCGCGGCGGGGAUGUGCGGGAGCCGUACCAGGCCACCGACGCUCCCCAGCCGCCCGCCCUGCCAGACACAGCCGCUCCUGACACCGCUCCGGAGACCGAGACGGAGGAGCCGGAGUUGACCGAGGCGCCGGAGCCGGCCACCGACAUCUGCUCGCAGCCGGCCGACCCGGGCCCGUGCCGCGGCUACGAGCCCAACUUCUACUACAGCGCCCGGCUCGGCCAGUGCACCCGGUUCAUCUACGGCGGCUGCGGCGGCAACGACAACCGCUUCACGUCGGCCGCGCAGUGCGAGCGCCAGUGCGGCGGCGGCGGCGGAGGGUGGGGGCCCGAGGUGCAGCCCACAGAGUCGCCCCUGCCCAGCACAGCCGAGCCCACCGAGCAGCCCGACGCGUACAUCCCGCUGUCGACGGGCGCCGAGCCGCCAGCCGACGUCUGUCAACUUCCCCCGACGGCCGGUCCGUGCGACCAGCGGCUGCAGCGGUACUACUUCAACGCGGCGCUCACCAUGUGCUUCACCUUCACCUACAGCGGCUGCGGCGGCAACGGCAACCGGUUCGAGUCAGCGGCCGAGUGCACCGCCCGCUGCCGGCCCGGCGCCGCGCCCGAGCCCACGUUCGCGCCGUUCGUACCCAUCGACUACAACUCCAUCGGCGGCGGUGUGGAGACCACCAGCUCGACAACGGACGACUACGGGCGCUACGACUACAGCCAGUAUGGCGGCAGCAUCGACACCGAUACGCCAUUCCCCGACAACUACUACGAGAACUAUGCGGACUACGCAGACUACGAGGACUACGAAUACAAGUAGAUGCCGGACCUGGGACUGCGGGGCGCGCUCAGGAACUGCAGAGCGGUCUCUGAGGCUCUAAAAGAGGACAGCGCUUAGGUCAAGGCAUCGUGUCCACGCUCAGUUGAAGUGUGAAGGGGCGAUGAGAAGGCUAAGGUGAAGGGAUGAUGGUUCCUGGGUCGAUAGGACUGGCUGGGCGGGAUUCUCAAUCGCCAGCUGAUGUAUAGAAGAUCUGCGCUCAAAGAAUAACUUGACCCUCAUCACUGCCAUAGUGAACUAAUACACACUGCCUCGAGGAGAAUAUGCAUGACCUACGUUGUGAUUUACCAGUGUCGACGUGCUUAGUUUUGGCUUUGCGGAGCGUGCGCCAGUUAAGAGCCUGGUUACGAAUGUGUUCGGCGUUCAAAUGUCCGAUCGAACUUGCAAAGAAAAUACAACAAAUGACAAUC
Amphibalanus amphitrite is the source of this 2407-nucleotide messenger RNA. Its product is annotated as papilin-like. Lineage: Eukaryota; Metazoa; Arthropoda; Thecostraca; Balanomorpha; Balanidae. The transcript has a single exon. The record is from RefSeq and is a predicted model, not a curated record. Gene Ontology annotation, molecular function: serine-type endopeptidase inhibitor activity. Bases 27 to 1979 code for a protein of 650 amino acids.